Messenger RNA from Hemicordylus capensis (graceful crag lizard), 2268 nucleotides. RefSeq names its product guided entry of tail-anchored proteins factor 1 (gene GET1). Gene Ontology annotation, biological process: tail-anchored membrane protein insertion into ER membrane. The coding region runs from base 342 to 890 and encodes 182 amino acids. The transcript is spliced from 6 exons. The record is from RefSeq and is a predicted model, not a curated record. Lineage: Eukaryota; Metazoa; Chordata; Lepidosauria; Squamata; Cordylidae.
CGCCUUCUAUCAACAGAAAAUACCCGACGUUAGCACCUGCGCGAGGCUCCCUCCGAAGCAGCCUGCGCGGAGUCUCGUGGGUCGGGCACGAGACUUACGGCGGGCCAGAUUUGGGAGGACAACCGCGGCCAUUUACAACCGUCACGCCCACCCCCCCUCCUAGACCUAGAUCAACGCGAAAGCUCUGCAUCCUGACGACGGAGUUGCCGCAGAUUUAGUUUCUUUCUUUUCCUUUUAAAAAGGCCUCCCGUACACAAAAGAUCGCCAUCACCGCGAAUUAAAGUGCUACUCGCAAGAGGGCGGCCCGAUAGCCCCGCCCUCCUCCCUCUCUGGCCUAAGACAUGAACGAGCUGCGAGAAGAAGCGGACGCGGAAGAUGGGACCGAUGGCGGCGCGUGGUUGCUCGUGCUGAGCUCUGUGUUCUUGUGCAACCUCCUCAAAAUCCUCCUGCCCUCCUGCUCUUCUAUUAUAUCCAGAUUGCUACAAAAGGAUGCUGAACAGGAAUCACAGAUGAGAUCUGAAAUUCAAAACAUGAAGCAAGAACUUUCUACCAUUAGUAUGAUGGAUGAAUUUGCCAGAUAUGCCAGAUUGGAAAGGAAAAUUAACAAAAUGACUGACAAGCUCAAGACUCAUGUGAAAACACGUACAGCUCAACUAGCCAAAAUAAAGUGGGUAAUAAAUAUUGUAUUCUACAUUUUACAAGCUGCCUUAAUGAUUUCACUGAUUUGGAAGUAUUACUCCGAACCAGUUACUGUGCUUCCAAGCAAAUGGUUAGCUCCUUUAGAACGUCUAGUAGCUUUUCCUACAGGAGUGGCAGGUGGUGUUGGCAUUACAUGCUGGUUGGUAGUGUGCAACAAAGUUGUGGCAAUUAUGCUUCACUCUUUCAGCUGAGAAGGAAUCACAGUUUAAGCCAUUCUGAGUUCCCUGUCUAUUAUCUUUUCUCUUUUUUUAACAUCAUCUUUUUUUAAUGAAAAGCAAAAUAUGUACUUUACAUCAACUGGUCAAUGUGAUAUCUUAUGAAAAAUGGGCAGGGUUUAGGGUAAAUUAAUAAAGCAUAAAUUAAAUUACCUUUUUGUAAUAUUCCAUUUAUAUUUAUGUAAUGUAUUGUUCUGACUUCUAAAUGUAACCCUCAAGUUCCAAUUCUUAAGUGCUUAUGGUCUGUUAAAAUUGAUAGUUCAGUACAUGUAAUAGUGCAGCCUUAAUACUGUGGUUUCAGGUGUCUCUGUUUUGCUGAUGAGUAUUAACAUAGAUUAUGUACUAAACAUGAGACUAUGUUUCUGUCCUUGGCUAUGUAAAACCUUUUAAAGGUGACAUAAUCUAUCAAUCAAUUCCUUUAUUACAGUCAAAGACCAGCACAGAAUGGUGACAUAAAAAGUAAAGAAGAAAUAAUUUGUCUCCCUUCCCCCCCCCCCCCCAUUUUGGACAUGAGGCUCACUUCACAAAACUUUGUUUUCUUUCAAGAAAUUAUUUUUGAGAGUUUAUAAUGUGGUUUCUUGGUUUGACUUGUAACCUUGUCUGUGUGCAGUUUUCUUCCCUACUAAAAUUUCAGAAUUGUCCUCUUUAUGACUGCUGAAAAUAUGAUGGCUGUUCUCCACUCCCAUAACAAAGACAAUCUCUCUUCUGGAUUUUCUUCCUCCUGCCUUGGUUUUUUCCUUAGGAAAAAAACCUUAUUAAAACUGGAAGACAUUGUCUUAUGUGACAGGCUUUUUCUUGUAUUAGUUCUUGACCCUAUGUUCUGUUCUUGGAAAAAUAAUAUAGUCUUGCAUGUUCGGUUCUAGCUACUAGUGAUGAAGAAAAAUAAGAGGAAAGGAAACUUAUUAAAAUGGACAACACAGGUCCUCUUCUGAAACUGCCGAAUGUCUGCAAGACAUCAGACAGAAGCUGAAGUGUAGCAUUACUAAAUUAGAAUACUUCCUUUUUUUAAACAGUCAAAAUCCCCAGUAUUUCUUUUAUAAUGAAUCUGACAUUUUAGCUAUUGUAAACUGAGCUGCUUGUCAUUGUUGCAGUUUGUCAUUGUUCUACAGAAUAACAUCUGUACUGUAGCACCUGAAGAGCAAUACUUUUUGUAGCUUAGUGGAAUCAUAUAAUCAUCACAUUGGCAUGGAAGACACUCUGAAGUGAGCCUUUCUGUUAAUGCUCUAAGAAUUUUGGUCCAGCUAACUUUUAUUUCAGACUUUUGUAGUUUGGGGAUGUCAUGGCUUAGCCCCAUAAGAAAUCUCAUUUAGAUAUAGGUUUUGGUAAUCCUAUAUAAUAAAAUGCUUGGUGUCUG